CAACACAACCUUUGGUCUUUGAGUCAGUGGAAAGGAUGAAGUGCACUGUGGUCUUUCUGGUGUUGUCCCUGGUUGUCCUCAUGGCUGAACCUGGAGAGUGUAUUUGGGGAACACUCAUUCACGCUGGAGGCAAGUUGCUCCACGGACUCUUCCAUGGGAAAAAAGCCAUGGAAGACCAGCAGCUAGAGAAGCAACAGGAGCAGCUGGAAAAACGUUCAGCUGAUUACAACCCAGGACAGCCAGUUCUUAUUUUUGACUAGACUCAAGGACUCUGUCUGAAGAUAUGAUUUGAAUGAAGAGAAAAACCUUUUGCUCUUUUCCAUAAGAAAGAAAAGCGUCAAUCAUAUCAUGCAAUCAGGUCUACAAAUUAUAGCUGCUUUGUGUUUGCCGAUAAAAUCAUUUUUGUUCAUUCAUUUUGGCAAAUUGUAAGACGCUUAAUAAAUUUGCAUAAUGGCAUGCUCAAGCCACUUUCUCUUGUCUUAUUUAAAAAUCUAUUACUAUUAAUCUA
This is a messenger RNA of Amphiprion ocellaris (clown anemonefish), 508 nucleotides long. RefSeq names its product pleurocidin-like peptide WF3. The transcript has 4 exons. The record is from RefSeq and is a predicted model, not a curated record. Bases 36 to 260 code for a protein of 74 amino acids. NCBI's taxonomy places the organism in Eukaryota, Metazoa, Chordata, Actinopteri, Pomacentridae. Gene Ontology annotation, biological process: defense response to bacterium.